AUGGGGACACUCAUGCAGAGCCUCUUCGGCACUCUCCCUGCUUCACAUACUUUACUGCUUGGGACAACCGAUCUGAUAUUCCUGCCUCUAGUCCUCAUGAUGGGUAUAUGGACAUUUGGUUCGCUGGCUAGCCAAUCACCUAGAGGUCAAACUGCACGAAUAGUAGCGCAAUCAGCGUUUUUCCUUCUGCUCGUUUUCAUCUUGGUACCUCAUCAACUGGCUUUUAUAGUCUCCUUUACAAUCCUAUGGAUAUCAAUCGUGUGGAACAAGAAUUCAGAGAUCUCCACCGAAGUGUCGAUGACGGUGCUCUUCAUAAUGCUCUUUCUAGUACCUUUCAAGGCCACCACACUACUGGUUUGGGCUCGAAGCCUCUGGUUGAACUGGAGCCACUCCCUCUCCACCGAUCAUAAUCUGUUUUUCGUUGGCCCGGCCGCAUUGGAUGUCGCACUGUGCCUUCAAGGGUCUCAUCCAAAGAAGCGAUCUAUCGCAAGUCUUGUAGCUCUAGCGACAGGAGCCUUCGUAUUUGGCAGCAGAUGGACAUGGGUGUUACAACCAUUAGGACAUAUUGUUCUAAUGUUCAUAGCGGGUAUAAUCUGGUGA
Messenger RNA from Kwoniella shivajii, 600 nucleotides. RefSeq lists its product as uncharacterized. The record is from RefSeq and is a predicted model, not a curated record. Lineage: Eukaryota; Fungi; Basidiomycota; Tremellomycetes; Tremellales; Cryptococcaceae. The coding region runs from base 1 to 600 and encodes 199 amino acids. The transcript is spliced from 4 exons.